AUGAUUUAUUAUCGUUGGGCUAGUUUCCUCCUCCCCCAGAUCUCUAUCGAUGCACUCGGAAGCUCGGCUGAGGCUGCCUGGCGCUGGAACCAGGAAGGCGGUGAGCUUAAACUGAACCAAGUUCGGAGGGCGGCAGCGGCGCCCAGAUUUGAAGGAAGGUUUUUUGGUCUGUGGCGCUUGCAAGUCAACCAGAGGCGUGAAGCCGAAGGCCGGGACCCAGAAAUGGGACGCCGGUCUUCAGAUACUGAAGAAGAAAGCAGAAGCAAGAGAAAAAAGAAACACCGUAGACGGUCGUCUUCAAGUAGUUCUUCAGAUAGUAGAACAUACAGCCGAAAGAAAGGUGGAAGGAAAUCAAGGUCAAAGUCAAGAUCUUGGUCCAGAGAUCUUCAGCCUCGUUCUCAUUCAUAUGAUAGAAGACGCAGGCAUCGAUCAAGCAGUAGCUCUUCUUAUGGCUCUAGAAGAAAACGAAGUCGAAGUCGUUCAAGGGGUCGAGGGAAAUCCUAUAGAGUUCAGAGAUCUAGGUCAAAAAGCAGAACAAGAAGAUCCAGGUCAAGACCUCGUCCACGGUCUCACAGUCGAAGCAGUGAAAGGUCCAGUCACCGAAGAACCCGUAGUCGAUCUCGGGAUAGAGAACGACGUAAAGGCAGAGAAAAGGAGAAAAGAGAAAAGGAGAAGGAUAAAUGCAAGGACAAGGAAUUACACAACAUCAAACGGGGGGAAUCUGGAAACAUCAAGGCUGGAUUAGAACAUCUGCCACCAGCUGAACAAGCCAAAGCCAGACUGCAGCUGGUUCUUGAAGCUGCUGCAAAAGCUGAUGAAGCAUUGAAAGCAAAAGAAAGAAAUGAAGAAGAAGCAAAGAGAAGAAAGGAGGAAGACCAAGCCACCCUGGUCGAACAAGUAAAAAGAGUAAAAGAAAUUGAAGCCAUUGAAAGUGAUUCUUUUGUUCAGCAGACAUUCAGAUCAAGUAAAGAAGUCAAAAAGUCCGUGGAACCUGGUGAGGUGAAGCACACACCUGUGACAUCAGGACCAGCACCAGGAGCUGCUGACCCACCCAGUAGUGAGAAAGAAAUAGAUCCCAGCAGCAUCCCCACAGCCAUCAAGUACCAAGAUGACAAUUCUCUGGCCCAUCCAAAUUUAUUUAUUGAGAAAGCCGAUGCUGAGGAAAAAUGGUUCAAGAGAUUAAUUGCCCUCCGACAAGAAAGGCUAAUGGGUAGUCCUGUGGCCUGAAUAAUAUACAUAUGGUUGAAUUAACAGUAACAUUGGAAAUUUAGGUUUUUAAAUCCCAAUAUUAACUUUUUACUCUUAAAAAGCAGUUAGCUGAUAAUGUAAAAAGGUACUAUUUCAUUCAUUUCUCAUGUAGGCUUGAAUAUUUGCUGAUUUGAACUUAGCCAAACAUUGUGAAUAUUAAAACUAGUGUAAAAUUUAACAACGCAUGAAAAUGUCAUACUGUUAAUAAAAAUAACAGUGGUAAAAUAAAUGAUACACAGUAGUAUUUGAGUAAAAUUGGAAAAUAUCAAGUCAUCAUUUAAAGACACAAUUUUGAUUAAUCAUGCAUAUGUAAGAAUCAAACUAUAUGCUAUCCAUGUGAGAUUUCAUCUUCCAUGUAUUAUGAAACCAUUUUGAGUCUUUUUUUUCACCUUAUUGUAAAAAGCAGAAUAAAAAGCACUCCAAACAAUCUAAGCAGAAU
Lutra lutra (Eurasian river otter) is the source of this 1687-nucleotide messenger RNA. RefSeq names its product arginine and serine rich coiled-coil 1 (gene RSRC1). Gene Ontology annotation, biological process: alternative mRNA splicing, via spliceosome. Lineage: Eukaryota; Metazoa; Chordata; Mammalia; Carnivora; Mustelidae. The coding region runs from base 1 to 1227 and encodes 408 amino acids. Gene Ontology annotation, cellular component: cytoplasm; nucleus. The transcript is spliced from 11 exons. The record is from RefSeq and is a predicted model, not a curated record.